Molecule: messenger RNA, 2924 nt
Organism: Nerophis ophidion (straightnose pipefish)
Lineage: Eukaryota; Metazoa; Chordata; Actinopteri; Syngnathiformes; Syngnathidae
Exons: 6
Coding region: 1938-2924 (328 amino acids)
Source: RefSeq, a predicted model, not a curated record
CGUUCCUCCUUAAAUUUAUGUCGAGCAGCUGCAGGAGUUCUUUGUCCGGCCUGCUAAUGUCUCGAUAUUUGCCAAAUAUAUUUUUUACGGCUUGGAUGCCCUGUUCAAUGUCUAUGUUUGUGUAUAAACUGUCUAUAUCAAUUGUGAACAGAAUGGCCUCUUGGGGAAUGGUCAGAUUUUUAAUUUUUUCUAUAAAAUCAUAUGUGUCUUUCAAAUAACUAUUGUGUUUGAUGGAAAGUGGCGUUAAAUAAAAAUCAAUAAAUUCUGCCGUCCUGUAGGUUUCGCUCCCACAGUCGGAAACUAUGGGCCUGCCCGGGGGUAUGACAUGGGGCUGGCUCCAUUUGUGGGGUUCCUUGUGGAUUUUGGGGAGUAAAUAAAACCUACGAGGACGGGGAUCCGAUUCGCCCAGGAGGUAAGUAAACUGUUUAUGAUUGAUGAAUCUUUUAUUUAAUAAAUUUUUAAUGAUUUUUUCCACCAUAGGGAUUGUGUCAAGAUAAAUGGGUGCGGCCAACGGGGAGUAGUAGGUGGUGUCGUUCAGUUGUCUGGUGCCCUCCCAGACAUACUGAGACCUGUCAAAGAUGACCACAGCGCUUCCUUUGUCUGCCGGUUUGAUAACAAUGUUAUUGUUAUUUUUCAGACUCUGAAGGGCCUCAGUUUCGUCACGCGUGAGGUUGGGCGUAAUGGCGAGGGCGCAACCCGAUAGGAGCGAUGGAUGCUCGUCCGCUAGGACCAGUGUGUGGACCUCUGGAGGUAGCAGACCGGGUGAGGGCUCCCACUCGGACCGGGCGGUGAAAGGUCGCGGACCGAGGGACCCUUGCUUUUCAUAGAACACCGCGAGUUUGACACCCCUGUGGUAUUCUUGUAAGUCAAACUUCAUUUGGUGGUGCCACUCAGGACUAAGGUUGGUGGAUGGGACGAACGUGAGGCCUUUAUUGAGGAGGGAGCGCUGUGAGGAGGUAAGUGUGAAAUGUUUUGCCAAAUUUACAAUGUUUUUGUUUGUGUUUGUGGUGGUGUUGUUUGUGCUUGUGUCACCCCCCCGACAGGUCGGGUUUUUGGGGAUGCCAUGUUUAAAUGGUGAAGCCAGUGCUUCAGCAUGUUUUUGGCCGUUUCCUCGGUCCAGUGAAGGUUGUCCCUCCCCGUAGCAAACUUCUCACUGGGCUUCUGAGAAGUUAAUGAUGGGGAUGGAAAUGUCGGCGUUCGGGAACACCGUUUUGGCCACCUUUAGGGCCCUUUGGAUUUGUUUAAAGGUGGUGGCCUUCGGGUUUUGUUCCUUGUUAUUGAGGCCGAACGAUAACACCACCAUUUCCACUUCGACACUAAUCUUUGUUUUUUCUAGGAUGGCCUCUGCGUGGCGGAAGUUGGCACCUGGAUAGCUGUCCAUCUGAAGGUCCUGGAGACGGACAGGUGGAAGACGACUAAUAUUGGAGUCGCCAAUCACCAGGACCUUCUUAUCCACAGACAGGUGCCAAUCAACCAACUUGCGCGUUGUACUGAUGUGUCUAGUGGGGCCCCUGCGCGGACUGAUAGGUGUGGCUAAUUGUGUCGUGUCUGUAUCCUCUGUCGGCUGAGAGGCCGAAGCGACCGCUCUAGGCCCCUUCCGGAUUCCCGAAAAAAAUUGGGACCAGCUUGGACCCGCUUCGGGAACCGGCGUGCGUGGAGGAGGAGUGUCCACGAGGGGCACGUCCGGAAGAGGCGCGUCCGGGAGGGGCGCGUCCAGGAGGGAGGAAGUCGGCGAGGAUGGUCCCGGUAGGCCAGAACCUAGUUGAGACCAACUGGGGGGCGUGUCAGGGGGCAGCUGGGACCACCCUGGAGGCCCCUCAGGGGAUGACGCCGGCUGCUCAGGUGGCGGUGGCGCGUCCGAGACCGCAGGAGGGACCCUGACUUCGGUCUCGACCUGCGGAUGCGGCCUGGGUGGCGGGACCAGGGGAGCCUCGACAAUGGAGUUGUCGGGAGGACUGCUGCAUGGCUCCUGGGGUCGUGUCAUUCUCUGGGGCCUGGAUGGUGCCGCAGCCAGAGAAGAAGGCGACAAAACCGGGAAGGGGACCGGGGUGACCGGUCCCCUAGGACCCGGAACCGGCUCCACCACAGGGGACCAGUCCCCGACCACGGGGUCGGUCAUGGUGGACGCCGUGGCUCGCACAGGAGCGUGCAGGGUUGGAACCGGCAGGGGCAGCGGCAGCGGCAGCGGCAGCGGCAGCGGCAGCGGCGGCUGCACUACCUCCAUCACCACUCGGGUGCUGGAAGGAUCCAAGCGGACUGGUGACCCCGUCUGCUGGGAUCGUGACGGACUACCCCCCUCGUCCACGCCACGAACGUCCACACAGAUGGAGAUCACCAGACCCUCAGCCAGCCGCAGUGUCUCGGUGGUCAACCUGCGUCCCAGGUGUGUCCUGGUCCAAGCUGAGGCCACCUGGAAUGGUUCCUUCCAAUUUUGCCCAAUAAAAGCACUCAAUUUGUUGAUUUCCGAUAGCCACGCAGCACCUCCGCGUAGCUCCUGCGAGGCGGUUGUUGACGACGGUCCGCAAAAUGAUAAUCUUCGUCAUCAUAGCGGCCGUAUUGAGGUUGAGGACGAGGGGGCGGGGUACUCGUGGGAAGACCAGGACCUCCGGGGCAUCCCCUACGCCAGAGACGUCCGGAUUCCCAGUACCCAAUUUGGUCAUCCACAGGCGUUCGGCGUGUCGCCGUUGGCCUGCACUCCAUUUGGAGUCGUGCUGGAUGACACAAACCCGGACAGAAGCCCACCCGUGCCGGAGGAAGUGUUGCACCAGGUGGGUGGUGGUGUUCUUCUGUCGAGUAAUGUUGUGUCUAUGUUGGUGGAAACGGGUGGCGAUGGUGUUUCCCGUCUCCCCAACAUACAGGGCGUGGCAACGCUGGCAUCGGAUGACGUAAACGCAGUUUUUUGUGCGUGCGUCCCCCCUGCAUAG